AUGGCUCCCAUUAUCAAGGAAACCGACUACCUGGUCAUUGGCGGCGGCAGCGGUGGCCUCGGCUCCGCGCGCAUGGCCAGCGGCAAGUACGGCACCAAAGCCAUGAUUAUCGAGAACAAGCGACUCGGCGGAACCUGUGUAAACGUUGGUUGCGUGCCCAAGAAGGUGACCUACAACGCCGCCGCCCUCGCCGAGGCCAUCCACGACUCCAAGGCCUACGGCUUCUCCGUCCAGGAGACAGCUCCCUUCGACUGGUCGACCUUCAAGACCAAGCGCGACGCCUACAUUAAGCGCCUCAAUGGCAUCUACGAGCGCAACCUGGGCAAUGACAAUGUCGAAUACCUGCACGGAUGGGCUCGCCUGCUUUCCAAGGACCAGGCUGAGGUCACUCUCGAUGACGGCUCCAAGGUCGUUGUCAACGCAAAGAAGAUCCUCAUUGCCGUCGGCGGCAAGCCCACCCCUCCUCCCCAGAUCCCCGGCGCCGAACUCGGAAUAAACAGCGAUGGCUUCUUCGACAUCGACACGCAGCCCAAGAAGGUUGCCAUCAUUGGUGCUGGUUACAUCGCCGUCGAGUUCGCCGGCAUGUUUAACGCCCUCGGCACGGAGACUCACCUUUUCAUCCGCCACGAUACCUUCCUCCGCAGCUUCGACCCCAUGAUCCAGGAGUCUGUCACAAAUGAGUACGAGAGGAUCGGCGUGAACCUGCACAAGCGCUCUCAGGCCACCAAGGUCGAGAAGGACGCCAACGGCAAGCUCACCGUCACCUACCGCGACGAUAGCGGCAACGAGAGUGUCGUCUCUGACGUUGACCACCUCAUCUGGGCCAUUGGCCGCACCCCCGAGACCAGCGGCAUUGGCUUGGAGGAGGCCGGCGUCAAGCUCCGCGAGUCGGGCCACAUCGUUGUCGAUGAGUACCAAAACACCGCCGUCGAUAACAUCUACGCCCUCGGCGAUGUCACUGGCGAGGCCGAGCUCACCCCCGUUGCCAUCGCCGCUGGUCGUCGCCUGGCCCAUCGCCUCUUCGGACCCGCCGAGUUCUCUUCCCUCAAGCUCAGCUACGACAAUAUCCCGUCAGUCGUCUUCUCCCACCCCGAGGUUGGCAGCGUCGGCAUGACGGAGCCACAGGCCAUUGAGAAGUACGGCAAGGACAACAUCAAGGUCUACAAGACCGGCUUCACUGCCAUGUACUACGCCAUGAUGGAGCCCGAUCAGAAGGGUCCCACCAACUACAAGCUCAUCACCACCGGCCCCGAAGAGAAGGUCGUCGGCCUGCACAUCAUGGGCCAGGGCAGCGGCGAGAUGCUGCAGGGCUUCGGUGUCGCCGUCAAGAUGGGUGCCACCAAGGCCGACUUUGACAGCUGCGUAGCCAUCCAUCCCACGAGCGCUGAGGAGUUGGUGACGUUGAAAUAG
Molecule: messenger RNA, 1410 nt
Organism: Ilyonectria robusta
Lineage: Eukaryota; Fungi; Ascomycota; Sordariomycetes; Hypocreales; Nectriaceae
Exons: 2
Coding region: 1-1410 (469 amino acids)
Biological process (GO): cell redox homeostasis; glutathione metabolic process; cellular response to oxidative stress
Cellular component (GO): cytosol; mitochondrion
Molecular function (GO): flavin adenine dinucleotide binding; glutathione-disulfide reductase (NADPH) activity; NADP binding
Source: RefSeq, a predicted model, not a curated record